AAACAGUAAUUUGAAUGCAGUAGUUUUAGUAGCAAGCGCAUGUAUAACAUCAGCAGAGGCAAAUAAAUACUGUCCCCCCACGUCAUCAACUAGCCUGAAUCAUCAGGUUUCAAAAAAAAAAAAACUAACCUGAAUCAUCAAUCAAGAAAACUUUAAAAGUAUUUUAAUAAAAAAAAAAGGUUUACUGCUUAACCCUCCUCACCGAUCUGCCUGCCAGUUCCCCGCCUCCCCACCUCCGCCGCCGGUUAGGGAUGGCCGACCCCUCCGCCGCCGCCGCCGCUGCAAACCCUAGCCCUGGCGCCGGCGAGGAAGGAGCCGCCUGCUCUCCGCCGUCGCCGUCUCAAAGGGGGCGGGGCAAGGUGGUUAUCGUUAUGGGCGCCACGGGAGCCGGCAAGUCGCGGCUGGCCGUCGACCUCGCGGCCCACUUCGCCGGCGUCGAGGUGGUCAGCGCCGACUCCAUGCAGCUCUACCGCGGCCUCGACGUCCUCACCAACAAGGUCCCCCUCCACGAGCAGAACGGUGUUCCUCAUCAUCUCCUUAGCGUGAUUGAUCCCUCCGUUGAGUUCACUUGCCAUGAUUUCCGCGACCAUGCCGUUCCGAUUAUACAGGAAAUAUUGGAUCGCGGUGGCCUCCCUGUGAUUGUCGGCGGCACAAACUUCUACAUCCAGAGUCUUGUUAGCCCAUUCCUCUUUGAUGAUAUGGCAGAAGAAAUGCACGACUGUACUUUGAGAGAACACAUAGAUGAUGAUAGAGGCCUUACCAAUGAUGAUGAAGACAGUGGGUAUGAACGCUUGAAGGAUAUUGAUCCUGUGGCUGCGCAAAGGAUCCAUCCAAACGACCAUAGAAAAAUCAAACGCUACCUCGAGUUGUAUGCAACGACAGGUUCCCUACCCAGUGAUCUUUUUCAAGGAGAGGCUGCUAAGAAAUGGGGUCGACCUAGUAACUCCAGAUUCGACUGUUGUUUCCUGUGGGUAGAUGCUGAUCUUCAAGCUCUGGAUAGUUAUGUCAACAAAAGGGUCGAUUGCAUGAUGGAUGCUGGCCUGCUGAAUGAAGUAUGCAACAUAUAUGAUGCAGAUGCUCUUUAUACCCAAGGGCUGCGGCAGGCCAUUGGGGUUCGUGAAUUUGACGAGUUUUUCAGACUAUAUUUACCAAGACAAGAAUCUGGUGAGGAUUCUUCUGCAAACUUGUUAGAUAUACAUGACGAUCAGCUUAAGAGCUUGUUGGAUGAAGCUGUUUCCCAGCUGAAGGCAAACACUCGCAGAUUAGUUCGACGUCAAAGACGAAGACUGCACCGACUGGGUAAAGAUUUUGGGUGGAAUUUGCAUCACUUUGAUGCAACUGAAGCAUUCUGCUGUGCCACUGGGGACUCGUGGCAAAAGAAAGUUGUUGAACCUUGUGUGGAUGUCGUAAAAAGGUUCUUGUCCGAUGAUUCAACUGUUUUACCAAGCACGAGCGCCUCAGAUGGUGUGGUUGGGAGCGUAAGGGGCCCGUCAAGAGAGCUGUGGACACAAUAUGUGUGCGAGGCCUGUGACAACCGGGUGCUUCGAGGGGCGCACGAGUGGGAGCAGCACAAGCAAGGGCGAGGUCACCGGAAGCGAGUGCAGCGCCUGAAGCAGAAGAGCCUGAGGCCACGGCCAUUGCUGUCGCAAGACUGCAACUGAUGGAGUGAUGGUGAUGGCAGCUGCAGGUGGCCAUUGGUUUUGUUCCCAAUCGAGUGAUGGGGCAUGCAGUUCCAGGUCUUGAGCAGUAGACGAGCUGAAAAGCGUUUUAACAUGAUGAAUCACAUGUAUGUAUGUAUGUGGAUGGGGUUAUUGGUCUUGCUAAUGAGUUCAGUGAAGAAUGUUUUUUUAUUAAUAAUUUGGUGAUCUGCGGCA
This is a messenger RNA of Sorghum bicolor (sorghum), 1874 nucleotides long. RefSeq names its product tRNA dimethylallyltransferase 2. The transcript has 10 exons. Gene Ontology annotation, biological process: tRNA modification. The record is from RefSeq and is a predicted model, not a curated record. Gene Ontology annotation, molecular function: ATP binding; tRNA dimethylallyltransferase activity. NCBI's taxonomy places the organism in Eukaryota, Viridiplantae, Streptophyta, Magnoliopsida, Poales, Poaceae. Bases 252 to 1661 code for a protein of 469 amino acids. Gene Ontology annotation, cellular component: mitochondrion.